CUCCUCCCCUUCACGCCUAAUGUUGCUGUACCUCCAACCCUCCCCCCGUAUCAGAGGAGUAGAAACAACAAGCCGCCAUUUUGUUUGUGCGGACAGACCGUCAGAAACAGGAGGAGAUAACCGAGAGAAGGAGCGACUCCGGCAACCGACGGCAGCCACUCCAGGAACCACCGGGGGAAGAAAGAGUGGCGAAAUCCUGUCCGUGUUUUAAAGAGAGAGAAAGCAUCGCCAAAAGAUAAGACGUCCGUGGAGGGAAAACCGAGUCGGUGAUAUAUAUGUAUGCAUAAGAAGGAAAUACUCCGAAAAAUCCAAGGAAGGGGGUGUUUUGCGGAGCGGAGACAGAGAGGAGAGGCGGAAGAGGGCUAUAUAUUAUCAUAACGAGGAAAAACCUGCGAAAAAGGGAAAAUAUCAACAUGAAAAAUCAUUAUGUGUCCGUCGCGGAGGAAGGAAAGAGUCCGCAUAGACAAUUAUAUAAAUAAAUUGCUGCCGGGCAGAAGGGAGAGGUGGAAAGAAAGACGGGUUUAAAGAGAAGGGGAAAAUUGCCAGGAUCAACACGAAGGGGGGCAUUCUCCAUCACAAAGAGUCAAUGAGAGAAUUUUGUCAGCCCAAAAUAUUUUAGGGGGUGUCAACAUUAGUGUGCCGAUCUGAAGCUUUCCGCUUCCGAAAUAGCCAUAAUUUCAUAGCGACCCACCGUCAUUUUUUCAAAUCACAUUUUCGCCUGUCGCCCUAGCUGUGCUCCGGUUUUUGGUUCACAUCUUUCUUUUUCUCUUCACUUGCAUCGCCAAGACAUCCUAUGAGCAGUGAGUGACAGGUUUAUAUUUUGGAAUAUGUAUCAUUCUUUCAGAUUUCAAGUGCUUAAACCAGGCGAAAACCGGAGGAGGAACCUCUUGUAGAGCACAAGAUAAGUAACGCCACAGAUCGUCCUCUGCAAAAUAAAACUAAUUGGAUCAAUCUGACUGCCCGCUGAUUGGCAAUUAGUGCUGUGAUUGCCCCCAAGAACUAUACUGUCAAAUAAAUAAAGUCUGCAUCAGAAUCGAUUGCACAAGAGCAGUGUUUUUUGACAAGAUUUUCUAUUUCCAACCUUUGCCAACCCUGCUGCCUGCAAUAGGCAUAAUCGCGCAAAAGGGUUGCAACAACCAAACGUGCAAUACGAGUCUUUUUUUCUGACCCAGUGCCUUGCAUGGUCAAACACUAAGUGCACAUUUUAGUCAGCAUGCACAUGCAAAAGAAAAAUCAUGCAUGGAUGCAUACAUCCGCAAUAUAUUUUCUUUUUAUCUGAGUAACUGCAAGUGAGGGACUCCAGUGUUUUCAUCUUUCUGCAGAACUGUUGUAGGCUACUAUUUAUUCAGUUACUGUUAAGCCAAUGCAAGUUGUUUCUCUCUCUCAGUAUUACACGUGAGAGUACCACUUACGCUUUAAAUUGUAUCGGAUAACUACUCCUGGUGGUCUCCACACACCGGUUGACUGCCUUUUUGGUCUGCAAACGUAAAGGAAUCGGUGGCAUUGAGUGAGAUGUCUGGCCAGGUGAAAGAAAUGGUAAAUGCUACCGAGGAUCUCAUAACUGUUGCAUGAGAGAACGGCCUGCAGAAGUUAACACAGGGGUACUCCUGGUUUGUGUUUUUUGGAUCACACUUAUCAUUUUCGUGCCCUGACCGAGACACUCCGCCAGGUCGCUUCAGACCUGAAAUUCAGGAUUUCUCCGCCGACUAUGGCGGACAGGACUGAAAGCAGCACGGAGGACGGAUCUUGGGACCAUUUUUGUGUCGCAGAAGAGGCUACAUGAGGUUGUCAGAGGGCCGCACGCUUGCCUUUUUUGCCGACUCCACCUUCCCACCUCCUCCUGUUGAAAUCUGUGAAGAAACAAAAUCUCCGACAGGGGAGGGGGACUGAUAUCUGCAGAGAGGAAUAAACCGAGAGGGAGAACUGUGAGGGAAAGAGUUCAACAUUGCUCUCUUCUCCCCUACCGUCCCCCAAGCGGUGGGGGAACGAUCAAAGCAUUUCUUAAAGGGAUAAGGAGACGCAAAUAAAGGAAAUACGUUUGCCAUCCGUGGAUCUGCAGCAAUUUUUUAAAUUCGUCAAAAAUAUGGCCGAUAAUGUCCUGGAGUCCGGCCCGCCUUCAGCCAAGAGGCCCAAGCUGUCCUCUCCAGCUCUCUCGGUGUCUGCCAGUGAUGGAAAUGAUUUUGGUUCACUCUUCGACCUGGAGCACGACCUCCCAGAUGAGCUCAUCAGUUCCUCGGACCUGGGGCUGACCAACGGAGGCGAUGUCAGCCAACUCCAUACCAGUCUUGGCGGGCUCGGAGGAGGGCUUGGUUUGGGUGGCCAUGAUGCAGCUGCGAAACACAAACAGCUGUCGGAGCUCUUGCGCGCUGGAGCCCCAGCACAGCAGGGUGGCCCUACAUCCAACAGCACAGCACCCGGGGCUUCAUUGGGGAUGAUGGGGGGUGUCUCCCCUGGUGGACCACAAGGCAUGCCCCCCCAGGGCCAGCAGCAGCAACCUGGAUUAAUGCAGCCGGUUGGGAUGGCUGGAGGGGUGGCAGCACUCAAUCGGGCAGCUGCCAUGAUGAAUGCCCAGAAGGGCAACACUGGACAGCAGCAAGGCCUGAUGGGGGGGCAGGUGAUGAAUGGCUCGCCAAGAAUGGGUUACCCUGGCAGUGCAGGCAUGGGUAACAAUAGUAAUCUGUUGGCGGAAACCCUACAGCAGGGCAGUCAGCAAAUGGGACCCGGGGGUCAGACGGGGAUGAGACCACAGCAACCCGGAGCACUGAACAAGAUGAAUAUGAUGGCCAAUGCGGGCCCCUAUGGCGGUCCGUACGGCCAGUCUGGCCAGGGGCUGCCUGGAGCAGGGCUGGGCCCACAGCUCCAGAAUAAGGCGGGAAUGCCCAACAAUAUGGCCACCCAGUUCAGCAUGGACAAGAAGGCACCACCAGGUCAAGGCAUGCCUGGCAUGGCCUCUCAGCAGCAGCAGCCCGGUGCAGUUGGUGGUGUAUCUGUCGGCGGAGCAGCAGCAGUGGGAAGUGCCCAGGUUGGGCUCAGUGCCGUAGGGGCGGGUCCCGGCACAGCGCCCCCUACCGCAGACCCCGAGAAACGGAAGCUGAUUCAACAGCAGCUGGUCCUCUUGCUCCACGCGCACAAGUGCCAGCGGAGGGAGCAGGCCAACGGGGAAGUGCGGCAGUGCAACCUGCCCCACUGCCGCACCAUGAAGAACGUGCUCAACCACAUGACUCAUUGCCAGGCUGGCAAGUCCUGCCAGGUGGCACACUGUGCCUCAUCCAGACAGAUCAUCUCUCAUUGGAAGAAUUGCACACGACAUGACUGUCCUGUAUGCCUGCCACUGAAGAACGCUGGAGACAAGAGAAAUCAGCAGUCUCUUGUUAACAGUGCAGGGGUGGGUUUGGUGAACUCUUUAGGUUCAGGGGUGCCUGGUGGACAGUCCAACACUCCAAACCUGAACCCUCCCAACCAGAUUGACCCCAGCUCCAUAGAGAGGGCCUACGCUGCACUCGGCCUCACUUACCAGGGCAACCAGAUACCACAGCAGCCAUCACAGGGCAGCAUGUCGAACCAGGGGCUGCAGGGGCAGCCCGGGAUGAGGAAUCUAAACACCCUGGGUGGAAACUCUAUGGGAGUGAAUGGUGGAGUGGGGGUGCAAUCCUCCAACCAGCAGUCCAGCCUACUGCCAAACGCCCUGUUGCAUGGCAACAUGAAUGCACAGAGUUUGAUGAAUGAUGGUUUGGGGAACCUGGGCUCCAUGCCCACGGCAACUCCUCCUUCUGCUGCAGGCAUGAGGAAGUCUUGGCAUGAAGACAUCACGCAGGACCUCCGCAACCACCUAGUCCACAAGCUUUUGUGCAUGUGUGAGAGUAGUGUGCAGGCAAUCUUCCCCACUCCUGAUCCAGCGGCCCUGAAGGAUCGGCGGAUGGAGAAUCUGGUGGCUUACGCUCGAAAAGUAGAGGGGGACAUGUACGAGUCAGCCAACAGUAGGGCGGAGUACUACCAUCUGCUGGCAGAGAAAAUCUACAAAAUCCAAAAGGAGCUGGAGGAAAAGAGGAGGACGCGACUCCAGAAGCAGGGCAUGAUGCCCGGCCAACCUGGCAUUCCCUCGCCAGGCCUCCCGCAGGUGCCUCCCAGUAUGGGACAGUCUCCCAUGAUCCCUGGACAAUCCCCAAAUGGUCCUCACGCCGAUCCGUCCAUGGUCCGACCAUCUGGACCCAAUCAGAUGGUCAACAGGGUGCAGAACCCAGGAGGCAUGAACCAGUUUGGUCAGAUGGGGAUGCAGUCGAUGGGUCAGAGGUCUCCUCUUAAUGCUCCAAUGAACCAGAUGGGUAUGGGAGCAACAAGGAUGGGUCAGCCUAAUGCCACUCAGUUACAGAACCAGUACCUCCCUCCGGGACAGUUUCCAGGAUCCAGUCCUGGACAUGGCUCUGGCUCCGUUGGCAUGAACCAGCCGGGAGCGCAGAGUGCUGUGCCACCGCAGAACCAGAUGUCAACGCCGCCUUCCCUCCCAGCCAGCAGCCCCGCAGCACAGUCUGCCUCUUCUGCUCCAGGCUCCGCAGCCCCCGUAGGCUCCAUGGGGUCCAGUAGUGCCAGUGGUGCUGGGCCACUACCCAACCUGCCUCCAUCCUCGACCCCCACCCAGCCUAACUCCUACCCUCACUGCCUACCCAUCCGAACAAACUCCCCGUCACCGGCACGCAGCUUAACGCCUCAACCGCAUCAAACGCCUCCCACAUUACCUCGUUCUCAGACCCCACAGCCACAGACUCCCAGCACACCCCAGCUGCCCCCUCCGCAGCACCCCCAGCAACAGCAGCAGCAACAGCAGCAGCAGCAGCAGCAGCAACAACAGCAGCAACAACAACAACAACAGCAACAGCAGCAGCAACAACAACAGCAGCAGCAACAACAGCAGCAACAACAACAACAACAACAACAACAACAACAACAACAACAACAGCAGCAGCAACAACAACAACAACAGCAACAGACUUCGCAGCCAACAGGCAAGGUUGUGAACUCUGAGAAGGCCAAUCAACUUCCACAGCAGUCACUCGGGGGCAAGGCUUCCUCGGGCCCCCAAGCAGGUCAAGCUUCUUCGGUGCCUACCCAGAAUGCUCAUGUGCCAUUGCAGCGGCCGCAGACCCCAAUAUCUCCGAAGCCUUCUCUGACAGCAGAUAGUCAGGUGUCCUCUCCAGGCUCGGUCAGCAGCAGUGCCGAUCCCAGCUCCCAGCUCACCCUGGCAGACGGCUCUGCUCCCAGCCAAGAAGAUGUCAAAAUGGAGGUGAAGAAGCAGCAGGAGGAUGACGACGAAGGGGCUGACACUGAAGGAGAAGGCAAGGGCAAGAUGGGCAAGGGUCAGCGUGACAUUAAGACGGAGGAAAAACCAGAGAUAAAGAAAGAGAAGCCGUCAGGAGACGGGUGUAAAGGCGAGCCCAUGGAUACAUCUUCAUUCUCAGCAUCAUCGUCUGUAGCAACAGGUGAAGACAAGAAGCCUGAGGUGAAGAAAGAGCCCAAAGAGGAAGAGGAGGGGUCAGGGUCAACAGCCAACAUCAGCUCCCCAGCCAGCGCUCAGAGCAAGAAGAAAAUCUUUAAGCCGGAGGAGCUGCGUCAGGCUCUGAUGCCCACCCUGGAAGCUUUGUACCGGCAGGACCCUGAGUCCCUUCCCUUCCGUCAGCCGGUGGACCCCCAGUUACUGGGAAUACCCGUACGUAUUCGAACUAGUAACAAAACUAACCUGCAGGACUACUUUGACAUCGUGAAGAACCCCAUGGACCUGUCGACCAUCAAGCGGAAGCUGGACACGGGACAGUACCAAGAGCCUUGGCAGUACGUCGAGGAUAUCUGGCUGAUGUUCAACAACGCCUGGCUGUACAACCGCAAGACGUCCCGCGUCUACAAGUACUGCUCCAAGCUGUCCGAGGUCUUUGAGUCGGAGAUUGACCCAGUCAUGCAGGGCCUGGGAUACUGUUGUGGGAGGAAGUUUGAGUUUUCCCCCCAAACUCUUUGCUGCUACGGAAAACAAUUAUGCACCAUCCAACGUGACGCUGCUUAUUUUAGCUACCAGAACAGUUCACCAAAAUAUGGGCUUCUUGCUGACAGGUACCACUUCUGUGAGAAGUGUUUCAACGAAAUCCAGAACGAGAGCGUUUCCUUGGGGGACGACCCCUCCCAGCCUCAGACGUCCAUCAACAAAGAGCAGUUCCAACGGAAGAAGAACGACACACUCGACCCGGAGUUACUUGUGGAAUGUAUUGACUGCGGUCGUAAAAUGCACCAGAUCUGCGUGCUGCAUAAUGAUACCAUAUGGCCUUCGGGCUUUGUAUGUGACAUCUGCCUGAAAAUGGCCAAUAAGACGCGGAAAGAGAACAAAUACGCAGCCAAAAGGCUUCCUCAGACCAAGUUGGGGUGCUAUUUGGAGACACGGGUGAACGACUACAUCAAGCGGCAGAACCUCCCUGAAUCUGGCGACGUCACCAUCCGUGUAGUCCAUGUGUCGGACAAGGUGGUCGAAGUCAAGCCGGGCAUGAAGUCCAGGUUUGUUGACAGUGGAGAGAUGUGCGCGUCCUUCCCCUACCGGAUGAAAGCCCUAUUUGCAUUCGAGGACGUCGACGGAGCCGAUGUGUGUUUUUUCGGCAUGCACGUUCAAGAGUACGGCUCGGACUGCCCGCCUCCCAAUCAGAGACGAGUGUACAUCUCCUAUCUGGACAGCGUGCACUUCUUCCAACCUCGACUCAUCAGAACUGCUGUUUACCACGAGAUCCUGAUAGGCUACCUGGAGUACGUCAGGAGGAUAGGGUAUACAACGGGUCAUAUCUGGGCCUGUCCACCCAGUGAAGGGGACGACUACAUCUUCCACUGUCACCCAAUGGAUCAGAAGAUCCCCAAGCCUAAACGGCUGCAGGAGUGGUACAGGAAGAUGCUGGACAAGGCUGUAGCUGAGCGCAUCGUCCACGAUUACAAGGACGUCUUCAAGCAGGCAACAGAGGACCGGCUGACCAGUGCCAAGGAGCUGCCAUACUUUGAGGGCGACUUCUGGCCCAACGUGCUGGAGGAGAGUAUCAAAGAGCUGGAGCAGGAGGAGGAGGAGCGGAAGAGGGAGGAGAACAGUACCUCCAACGAGUGCACAGAUGUCACAAAAGCAGACAGCAAGAAUGCCAAAAAGAAGAACAAUAAAAAGACGAGCAAGAACAAGAGUAGCAUGAGCCGAGCCAAUAAGAAGAAACCAGGGAUGCCCAAUGUCUCCAAUGACCUUUCCCAGAAACUCUACGCCACCAUGGAGAAACACAAGGAGGUCUUCUUUGUCAUCCGCCUCAUCGCUGGCCCCACCGCCAACUCGCUGCCCCCCAUCACUGACCCUGACCCCCUCAUGGCCUGUGACCUGAUGGACGGCCGUGACGCCUUCCUGACUCUGGCCAGGGACAAGCACCUGGAGUUCAGCUCUCUCAGGAGGUCCAAGUGGAGCUCCAUGAGUAUGUUGGUGGAGCUGCACAACCAGAGCCAGGACCGCUUCGUCUACACCUGCAACGAGUGUAAACACCACGUGGAGACCCGCUUCCACUGCACUGUCUGCGAGGACUAUGACUUGUGCAUCACCUGCUACCACGCUAAAGGUCAUGAGCACAAGAUGGAUAAGCUGGGCCUUGGCCUGGACGACGACAGCAACAACCAGGCAGCAGCAGCUACCCAGAGCCCCGGAGACUCCCGCCGCCUCAGCAUCCAGCGCUGCAUCCAGUCGCUGGUCCAUGCAUGCCAGUGCCGCAACGCCAACUGCUCCCUGCCAUCCUGUCAGAAGAUGAAGCGUGUCGUUCAGCACACGAAAGGCUGCAAGCGCAAGACGAAUGGCGGCUGUCCCAUCUGCAAGCAGCUCAUCGCUCUGUGCUGCUACCACGCCAAACACUGUCAGGAGAACAAAUGUCCCGUCCCGUUCUGUCUGAACAUCAAGCAAAAGCUUCGGCAGCAGCAGCUGCAGCACAGGCUCCAGCAAGCCCAGAUGUUGAGGAGGAGGAUGGCCAGCAUGCAGAGGGUGGGACAGGCAGCCGUAGGGCCACCGGGAGGACCCGUCGUAGGACUUCCAUCACCCGGGAACAAUGGUACGGCACCCAGUACCCCAACAUCUGGUGGAACCCAACCCCCAACACCCCAGACCCCGACCAUGCCUCCAGUCACGCAGCAGGGAAUGGGCCCUGGACCUGGAGUCCAGCAGCAACAGCAGCCAGGUGGAAUGCCCCCACAAAGCGGCAUGCCUCCUCAACACGCCCUUCACCACCAGUUCCAGCAGAUGGUGGGUGGUGGAGGUGGGGCUGGGGGGAUGAUGAGCUCUCCCCAACAUCAGCAGCAGAUGCUUCCUCAGGUCCAGCAGCAGCAAAGUGGAGCAGGGUCAAACCCUCAACAACUCCAACAGCACCCCAACAAUUUGCCUCCAUAUGCCGGCAGACCCCCGGGCUCCUCCCCAAUCCACCAGUCCCAGGGCAAACCGGUCCUCGGGGCUGCAACGCCUCCACAGCAGCAGCUUGGUGGCGCUGUCAUGGCUGGAAAUGUUGGGGGGCAACAAGCCCCAGGCCAGCCCCAGGGCCAGCCUUCCCUUGCACUGCAGCAACAGCAUCCCCCUUCUGGCCCUCCACCGGCAGCAGUAGAAAUCGCCAUGAAGAUUCAACAGGUAGCCGACGCUCAGAGGAAGAUGGCUUUGCAGAGACAAGCAGCCCAGGCAGCUGCAGGCUUGAUGCCGCCUCACCCUCACCAUCAACAGGGUCAGGGUCAACAGAUGGGCAUGGGACACCCAGGGGCAGUCGGGAUGGUUGGAGCCCAGGGUAUGCCCCCACAGAGCCAAGCAGCAAUGACAGCUGCUCGGGCCCACAUGGAUCAACAACAAGGUGCUCCGCCCGGGAUGAUGGUUGGUGCUGGUGGACCCAUGCAGCAACCCCCUCAGCAGGGUAACCUGCCCCAGGGCCAGCUACUCCCUCAGGUACAGCUUCAACAGCAGAGGAUGGGUGUUCCACAUCAAAACCCUCAACAGCAGCAACAGCAGUGGGCAGGCCAGGGGAUGCCACCGCAGCAGAGGCAAGCUAUCAUGAACCAAAUGAGCCAUCCAGCCAUGAUAGCUCAGCAGCAGCAAAUGCAACAGCAGCAACAACAACAGCAGCAGCAGCAGCAACAACAACAGCAGCAGCAGCAGCAGCAGCAGCAGCAGCAGCAGCAACAACAACAACAGCAACAACAGCAACAACAACAGCAGCAGCACCAACAAGCUCAGGGCCAUGCUGCCUUGAUGAACAUGGCACAGCAGCAGCAAGUUGCUGGUGGCGGGAUCCCUGGGGGAGUGGUCCCUGGAGUAGCUGGUGUCCCAGGGGCUGCUGGUGUUGCUAGUGGGAACAUCCCCCAGGCAGCCCUUCAGGAGCUGUUACGGACUCUCCGCUCGCCUAGCUCACCGCACCAGCAACACCAAGUCCUCAACAUCUUGAGGUCCAACCCACAGCUUAUGGCUGCUUUUAUCAAGCAGAGGGCCUCAAAAUACAAGGGGGGCCCGGGUGGUCCAGGGGGUGUCCCCGGAGGGCCCACAGGGGGGCCUGUUGGUAAUGUCAUGGCAGGAGGCGGCCAACAGGUGAACAUGAAUGCUGCAGGUGCCGGCCAGCCAGGGAUGCACAUGGGGGGUCAGGGAGGGACGAAUGUCAACAUGGCCACUAUGGCCCAGCUACAGCAAGUACAGCUACAGCAGCAGCAGCAGCAGCAGCAGCUACAACAGCAGCAGCAGCAGCAGCAGCUACAACAACAGCAGCAGCAACAGCAGCAGCAGCAACAGCAGCAACAACAACAACAGCAGCAACAACAACAACAACAACAACAACAACAACAACAACAGCAACAACAACAACAACAACAACAACAGCAGCAGCAGCAGCAGCAACAACAACAGCAGCAGCAGCAGCAGCAGCAGCAACAGAGGCCGAUGCUCAGUGGUUUACAACAGCAGCAAGUGGCAGCUCUCCAGCAGCAACAGCAGCAGCAGCAGCAAGGGGGAGGGAGAGGUAUGCAGGGCCAGGGAUCACAGAUGGGAAAUCUCAAUAAUCCCCAAUUUAGAGAGCUGCUCAUGAGACGGCAUCUCCAACAACAACAACAACAACAACAACAACAACAACAACAGCAGCAACAGCAGCAACAGCAACAAAUGGGAGUAAAUCAUGGUCAGUUCCAGCAGCCACAGCCACCACAGGGGCAGGGCUACAUGGGACAGCCUGGGAUGCAGCCUCCUACAGUGGGACAGGGGCCCCCUGGAGGUCAGCCUCUCGGCCCUCAGCAGCCCGGUGGUCCUCCAGGCCAGCAGGGGCAAGGUUACCCAGGGUCGGUGGCCCAGCAGCAGGCCACAGCUGCCCUUCAGCAGAGGCUCCAACACCAGCACCAUCUCCAGAUGCAGCAGCAGAAUGCCAUGGCUGGACUGCCGGGGGGUGAUGCAGGGCCGGGUGGAGGAGGUCCUCAGCAGACACCUCAGGGCCCCCAGCCCACUCAAGGCGGGCCCCCACCUACAUCUUCUCAGGUUCUGCUCCAACAGGCCCUUCACCAGAGGAUGCUCCAGCAGCAGCAGCAGCAGCAGCAGCAUCUGGGCCCUGGGGGGUCGCCCGCCCAGCACAGCAAUCCCAUGAGCCCUCAGCAGCCGCAGCAGAUGGCCCAGUCCCCGCACCCUCAUCCGCACCUGCAGGGCCAGGGGAUGUCCACGUCGCUAGCUAACCAGGUGCGAUCCCCGCAGCCUUCACCAAGACCCCAGUCCCAGCCGCCGCACUCAAGCCCGUCCCCGCGCAUGCAGCCCCAGCCCUCACCGCAUCACAUCUCCCCUCAGAUGCAGACGGGCUCCCCACACCCCGGCCACCUGAACCAGCACCACCCGGGCAUGGUGGUUCCUCAACAACAACAACAGCAGCAACAGCCAACGACCCAGCAGCAGCAACAGAACUCUAUGGAGCAGUUUGGGUCAGACCAGAGCGCCAUGCUAUCUCAGCUGAGCGGCAUGGUGGGUCUACACGGGCCGGGGGGCAACAGUCAGGACCCGCUUGGCCAGAAUAUGAAUCACAACUCUAUGGACAUCCUGUAGGAAUUCUACUAAACGUGUCAAGUUGAGCUGAACGCUCCGUGAUUCCUCGCACAAACUGCACUCACCCAGGACAGUGUUAUUGUUAUUAAUUAGCCUUUCUUUUUUAUACUAUUAUUAAAUGUUAUUUAAAAUGUUUUCAAUAAAGAUGCAUUGAACUGAACUUCCUAUGGGAGAUGAACAAUAAAUCAAGCAGUCGUUAAAUAAAUUAGAAUAAAUGAAUUGUAAGUUAUUGCUGUUAAUAUAUUUUUUUUGCCAAUUGUGGACAAAGAGGGGGAUGGUUUCUCUAGCACCCCCACUCGCCUCCACCUCUCGCUGAAUACAAGAAAGGUGAUAUUUUCGGGGUUUUGGGGGUAAAUAGGAGUACUUGCCUUUUUUAAGAAAUGUUUUUAAGAUUUUAAAAGUGGUCAAGAAUUAAAGAGGAAAUGAUUUAAUGCAAAGAACUUUUCUAUCGAUUUCAUUUCCCCAUCAUUCAGUCUGUCUGUCUUUUUCUGUUUUGCAGAGUGAUGUGGAUUAUUAUUAAUGUAAAUCCAAACAUGAUGCAUAUCUUCAUUUUUUUUAUUUUAUAUAUUUGGAUUUGCUUUAUUUAUUGUUUUUCUUUUGGGGGAGGGGUGGGGCGGGGGUGUUAUGUACCCUGAGACUGCUACAAUUCGUAUAGAAAUAUAUUUUUGUUAUUGACUGUUAUGAGAGGGGUAGUGGAUAUUUCAUUUCACGUUAGAUGUCUUUUAGUUGAGUGUCCAGGUGGGGAUAAUGAAAUGUCAGUGUUUUAUUGCAGUGGUUGAGGGUCUGCUGUGAGUUUGAGAUGUUGAACGGACAUAUUGUGACGUCCCGGCCAGCUUCUGUAUUGGACAUCGGUCGUGCUGGAAUGGACUCUUCCCUCGCAAACAUGCAAGCCCUCUCCCUCGAAUGUGUGUGCCCUCCUUCCUUUAAAGACACUUAAUAUGGAGCAGUGGAGGCUUGGGGAGGGGGGGUGCAUACCUGUGUGCCUGAAACAUUUUGAGUACAUGGGCUGGGAUGUGAAAAAAAUGGGUGGGGUGGGCUCCUUCUAGUGUUUUUAGGAUUCCACUGUUUUGGAGUAAACAGAGGAUUUUGAUCCAAAUGAACUGUGUUGCACAGAAAUGAGGAGAAAAGGAGGAGAUGAGAGCAGUCGCUCUCCGUCUCGUUCUGCCUCGUCCCCUUUGCUGCUCCCCUCGGACUUUAAAUCCCCUCCGCCUCUUCCUCCUCUUCCUCUGGGGGAAGUUGCUCUCCCUCCCCUCAAACUCCAUCCUCUUUAUCUUUCUGCUAAAAACUUUGGGAGUUUAAUUUAAUAUUUUUUACUGUACAAAGGAAACACAAACUGUGGACUCAAAUACUGUUUUUUAUAAUAAAAUGAAAAUUACCAACA
Messenger RNA from Cottoperca gobio, 12458 nucleotides. It is a transcript of the gene ep300b, whose product is annotated as EP300 lysine acetyltransferase b. NCBI's taxonomy places the organism in Eukaryota, Metazoa, Chordata, Actinopteri, Perciformes, Bovichtidae. The record is from RefSeq and is a predicted model, not a curated record. The coding region runs from base 2084 to 11077 and encodes 2997 amino acids. Gene Ontology annotation, cellular component: transcription regulator complex; histone acetyltransferase complex. The transcript has 30 exons. Gene Ontology annotation, biological process: positive regulation of transcription by RNA polymerase II. Gene Ontology annotation, molecular function: zinc ion binding; transcription coactivator activity; protein binding.